Molecule: messenger RNA, 1506 nt
Organism: Lolium perenne
Lineage: Eukaryota; Viridiplantae; Streptophyta; Magnoliopsida; Poales; Poaceae
Source: RefSeq, a predicted model, not a curated record
AUGUCUUGCUUGUGGCGCGUGAGCGAACGAGAGAGAGAGGAGCGGAGCCCCCGCGGAGAACUCGAGGUGAGGAGAAACCCCAACCCCGCCGCCGCCACGCCGGCGUCGGCGCCCACCCAGCCCACCUCCCUGCCGGGCAUGGCCGCGCCCCCACCCUCCCCCACCCCUCCCCGUCCCCCAUCCCCUCCCCGUCUCCUACCCCCCUCCCCAGCGGCGAGCCCGCGCGGACGCGAGGACCGAUGGCGCGGCGGCAGGGGCUCCGAUUCGGAGGACACCCCGGCCUCCUACCGCGAUGCGCUUGCCGGUGGGCGAGCGGCUUCCCGUGCCAAGGCGUCGGAGGCCUCGCGCGAGCGGAGGGAGGUCAGGUCGGCGGUCUCCCGUGAGGUUGGGCGCACGGCCAUCGACGAGCUCGACAACUCCGACGACCCGCUCGAGGAGGACGACGGCGCGCCGUGGGAGGAGCCCGCGCACGUUGUCACCGCGGCGGCAAGAAAGUGGCGGCAAGGGCAGCGCGUCAGGGACUCAGGGCACCGCGCCGCCGAUUGCACGAUCGGGCCGGUGUGCCUCCGGUGCGGCGCGUUCGGCCACAUGUCCAGGGAGUGCCAUCUGCCCCGCCCUCCGCGGCCACGCUCGCCCAUGGACGUCGACGAAGAACCAGCAAGGAAGCGAGUGUAUGUGGACGGGCGAGGUCGCCACGCGGAUGUUGGCGCCACCGGCCACCGUGCGCAUGCGCCGGUGGAGCUCCAGGCUGCCGUUGGGCCGCGUGCUGGGGCGCCGGCGUCGACGACCAUGGGUGAGAGGAGGUUGGCUGCGAUGACGCGCCGUGAAGAAGCUCCGUCCAGGAUGGCUGCGAUGACGCGCCAUGUUGAAGCUCCGUCCAGGGCUGCUAUUGCUCCGCCACGACACGACGACGCGCCGCCAAGGGCUGCCGCUGGGCGCCAGGCGGGGGCAGGUGCUCGCGCAGGAUGGGCAGGGCCCCGUGGCUGGCCGCGCGGUGGUUCCAGGCGUCCGUCGGCGGGGUCCGCACGGUGGCUCCCUGUCCUGCCGGAGGUGCUGCGCGCGGUGGAGGUUUCGCGCCCCCGUCGGGGCGCGGACGAGCAGGUGGUGCCGCUGGGGCUGCGGUCCGAACAACGCGCUACGGCGGACGGUGGCGAGCUCGCAACGCGCCCUGCUCGUGCGGUGUGCGUUCUGCCGCGCACGCCUGAGAUGGAUGAGGCUGAGGUGGCGCUGUCCAAGUCGUUUCUGGCGGUUAUCGUUGGAGUGCGCCGGGCGGUGACCACGGAGGAGGUGGCCAUGGCGCUUGAGACGGUGCAUGGCCUGGAGGCGGGUACCUUCUCCGUGCACUGCCACAAACCAGAGGACUUCUUGCUGUACUUCACGUCGCGGGAGGACCAUGAUCGAGUGUUGAGGGAUGAGGUGUUGGCAUCGCCUUACUUCCGGCUGCUGCUCCGCCCAUGGUCGAGAGGGACGCACGCUGCCUCCGGCGCACACGGAGGUGAAGAUUGA